This is a messenger RNA of Guillardia theta CCMP2712, 3777 nucleotides long. RefSeq lists its product as hypothetical. The coding region runs from base 1 to 3777 and encodes 1258 amino acids. The record is from RefSeq and is a predicted model, not a curated record. Lineage: Eukaryota; Cryptophyceae; Pyrenomonadales; Geminigeraceae. The transcript has 9 exons. Gene Ontology annotation, molecular function: protein binding.
AUGGCCUUGAACUCGAAUCAGACGUUUGGUGGGCUUUCGUUGGUAAAGAAGGACGGGUCAAAGUCACAAGUCUUUCCUCUUGUAGAACAAAGAUACAUUUUUGGAAGGGCCGACCAUUGUGAUAUUCGCAUCAAUCUUCUUACCGUAUCAAGGGAGCAUGCCGAAAUAUCUGUCGACAGUGAUUUGCAGGUAUGGCUCAAGGCCAUGAGCACGACUUCAGAGACUGUUGUCUCCGGAAAGACCAUCAAAUCCAAGGAGCAAGUUUCAGAGGUUGAAAUCAAGCCCAAGAGAGAUAAAACUCCACUGAAGGAGUGCAACCUUGUGAAGCCUCGGCCUCAGCGAUUCUAUGCGACGCCUACCAAGGAUUUCUCUAAGAUGUCAGACUCCUCUCAGGACAACAGAGUGCACUGUGCUAGAGGAGAAAAUUCAGCCAAGGUCAACCUUCCAGCUGAAUUCGUCGAAGACAAGGAAAAUACCGAUUCUAUUCAACAGUCGUUUAGCGAUGACAAUGUGUCGCUGAAUACUUCGGCAUCCAAAUCACCUCUAGCCAUUGACGCUGUAAGCUUCGAGGCGGAUCAACAGAGUAUGGCCUCACCGCUCGAAGUCACGUCGAGCCAGCAUUCCUUUCCUGUGCCGCAGGUUCUUGUAUUUGGAAACACACAGAAGUUGGAUACAGGGCUUCUACUAAACGCAAAGGACAAUGGAAAAACAAUUUCAGCCCCAAUCAUGACCCCAAAGAAGGGAGUCCUGAAAACUCCGGGGUCUGUUAGCAAACGAAGAAGUGUCUGUUUUAUAGACGGAAGAAACGAGACAGCCUACCUUGCGUCAGCUUCAGAUGACCUGGACUUUGUUCCUGGAAUCAUAAGAGUGUCAUCGAAGGUCCGGCCGGAAGAGGUUGCUAAUCGGAAACCUGCAACUAUGAUGGGAGAGGUGAACCGUAAGCGAUCAGCUGUUUCAACUGAGACCUCUCCAAAUCCAAGAGUGACGAAGAAAAGGAAGGUCGAGUCGACUGACCAUGAUCGAAUCAAGUUGAUCUCGAGCCCCAAUCGCGGAGUACAUUACAUCCAGAUGUGCAAUGAUGGCCCGGCAAUGCUCGAGAUCAAAGAUUUCUUUGAAACAGCGUCUGGAAAGAUGUAUUCUGAUCUGAUUGGCGUUGCGAUUCAGGGAUCAAAGGAAAACAGUGAAAUACAAUCCAGCAAGGAAAAUCUGCCUUCAGAACAAAGCAGAUGGAUGAUUGACUUUGCAAAAACCUUCAUUGGCAAACAAGCUCUGAAUGACGAACAGCGUGAUAGCAUUUGCGAUCACUUUGAUGAGGCGUCUAAAUUCCUUUUCAAGAAGAACAUCCAUCAGACCGAUGCCAAAGAAAAAGAUAUCCUUAAAAUUUGCUUCGAGAAUGCAAAGCCAUCAAUCCCUGCCAAAACAGCAAAAAACAAAAGGAAUCGUUCGACAACAUUGAAAAAAUGUAUUACAAAAAAAAGGAAACCCAUCCCUGCUGGGCCAUCCCAGCCAAACAAGGAAGAAAACUCGGAAGGCCAACGAAACUCCAACAAUACUCUCCGUACUAACACGACCUUUUCCGCAAACAAGCAUGUCAAAGAACAAGAGGACAAACCAAACUCAAACAAAACUUUCUUUGACAACAAUCAGCAUAGAAAAAACAAGGAGGACGAGGCGAGCUGGGCAGAGGAGCAGUACCGGUCCAUCGCGCCCCAGACGGCAGAGAAGGCCAGGAGGAGCCGCCGGUCGUCGGCGGGGGCGGGCGAGCAGGAGGCGUCCAAGGAGGAGGAGGCGAGCUGGGCAGAGGAGCAGAGCCAGUCCAUCGCGCCCCAGACGGCAGAGAAGGCCAGGAGGAGCCGCCGGUCGUCGGCGGGGGCGGGCGAGCAGGAGGCGUCCAAGGAGGAGGAGGCGAGCUGGGCAGAGGAGCAGUACCGGUCCAUCGCGCCCCAGACGGCAGAGAAGGCCAGGAGGAGCCGCCGGUCGUCGGCGGGGGCGGGCGAGCAGGAGGCGUCCAAGGAGGAGGAGGCGAGCUGGGCAGAGGAGCAGUACCGGUCCAUCGCGCCCCAGACGGCAGAGAAGGCCAGGAGGAGCCGCCGGUCGUCGGCGGGGGCGGGCGAGCAGGAGGCGUCCAAGGAGGAGGAGGCGAGCUGGGCAGAGGAGCCGUACCGGUCCAUCGCGCCCCAGACGGCAGAGAAGGCCAGGAGGAGCCGCCGGUCGUCGGCGGGGGCGGGCGAGCAGGAGGCGUCCAAGGAGGAGGAGGCGAGCUGGGCAGAGGAGCAGUACCGGUCCAUCGCGCCCCAGACGGCAGAGAAGGCCAGGAGGAGCCGCCGGUCGUCGGCGGGGGCGGGCGAGCAGGAGGCGUCCAAGGAGGAGGAGGCGAGCUGGGCAGAGGAGCAGAACCGGUCCAUCGCGCCCCAGACGGCAGAGAAGGCCAGGAGGAGCCGCCGGUCGUCGGCGGGGGCGGGCGAGCAGGAGGCGUCCAAGGAGGAGGAGGCGAGCUGGGCAGAGGAGCCGAACCGGUCCAUCGCGCCCCAGACGGCAGAGAAGGCCAGGAGGAGCCGCCGGUCGUCGGCGGGGGCGGGCGAGCAGGAGGCGUCCAAGGAGGAGGAGGCGAGCUGGGCAGAGGAGCAGUACCGGUCCAUCGCGCCCCAGACGGCAGAGAAGGCCAGGAGGAGCCGCCGGUCGUCGGCGGGGGCGGGCGAGCAGGAGGCGUCCAAGGAGGAGGAGGCGAGCUGGGCAGAGGAGCCGAACCAGUCCAUCGCGCCCCAGACGGCAGAGAAGGCCAGGAGGAGCCGCCGGUCUUCUGUCAAAUGUCCUGUGGUCGUUGAAGUCUCUUCAUCAAGCUCAUGUGAAGAUCAAGCUUUUGUUUGUGCAUCGAAGGGCACGAAGCGUGGUGCUCGCUUGUUAGUUCUUGAGUCUCAAUCUUCGGUUAUGAGCUCUCGGCAUCGUCGAUCAACUCGGCAAUCAGUUCUGCUUUCCUGCUCCUCUCCUCAUGUUUCUAUUGGACCUGCCUCAGAGUUUCUCAUCACACCUCGCAAGGAGUUUGACUGGAGAUCGGGCUUAGAAGACAAGCCGGCUGAAGCGAAGCGUGGAACCAGAUCAAAACGCAAAUUGAGUGCUGUUGAAGAUGCUCCUGUCGAAGAAGAGGUGAAGGAGGUGUCUGCCAAACCCAAGACAGGCGGGAGAAAGAAAAUGGCAACGGUUGAAACCCAAGAUAUCCAGGAGAACCCCAGCAAGAAGACCAAGAGAACCUCUGCUGUUGUCCCUCAAGGCGUGGAGGCAGUUCCCAGCUCAACGAAAGCCAGUCGGUCAAAGAAGGCCAAGGACGUGCCCUCGGAGGACAAGGAGCAAGCAGCUCAGCCAAAGGCAUCGAGGGCAUCCAGGGAGCCCCGUCAGAGCAAACGGGUCAAGGAGGAAUGUGCUGAGCCUAUCGAGGACAAGAAGGAACAGCCUCGUGAGGUGAGAAGCAAGAAGGCAGGGAGGGAAGCCAGCGACAAGGACAAGGUUGAGGCUCCUGCUGCCCGAGUUGGUCGUCGCAAGAAGGAUGUGGAAGCGAAGGAAGAGGAGGUUGCGGAGGAGAAGGAGGAGCCAAAGCGAACGUCCUCCCGCAGAACAUCCGCUAAGCAGAAAAAGAAUGACCAGAGCAGCUCGUCUGCCAGGGCCCAGGACGCUCCCAGCUCUGAGCCUCCUGCGACGAAGUCCAGACGGAAGACGGCUGCUGGGUCAGGAGGAGAACCUGAGGCGCCGGUCAGCAGGAGGACGAGGUCGCGGGCCAUCUAA